Messenger RNA from Fusarium subglutinans, 1080 nucleotides. Its product is annotated as fungal zn(2)-Cys(6) binuclear cluster domain protein. The transcript has a single exon. The record is from RefSeq and is a predicted model, not a curated record. Bases 1 to 1080 code for a protein of 359 amino acids. Lineage: Eukaryota; Fungi; Ascomycota; Sordariomycetes; Hypocreales; Nectriaceae. Gene Ontology annotation, molecular function: zinc ion binding; DNA-binding transcription factor activity, RNA polymerase II-specific. Gene Ontology annotation, biological process: regulation of DNA-templated transcription.
AUGCGACAGUCUCUACGGCGAAAGUCUUGCAAUGCUUGCGCACGCUCCAAACGCCGCUGCAGUCUCAGUCUCCCCAGCUGCAGGCGCUGCGCAGCGAAAGGCGUAGAAUGCUCGUAUCCCACCGUCACGCCUGUGCCGCCUCCGCUCAGCCUGCUCCUCGGUGAUUCAUUUGACAAUGUCUUGCUCCCUCUUCAGAUGCCCUCUGCGACUGAAGCAUAUGGCAUGCAGCUCGACUCUGCAGAACAUCAUCCUCACACGGCAAACGAUUAUACGGCGCGCGCAGAAUUCUUGGCUCAUUUGAUGUCGCUGCAGUCGACGGCACUGGCUGACAAGGGAUCCAAUGUAUUCGUCCAUUCGUCACAGACUCUGGCAUCAGAUGCGUUGCGCGACGCGUUAGCUGGCAGUGCACUGCAUGCCGUCCGAAAUACUUCUAACGUGCGCUUCGUUGAUUCUGAGAUUACAAGGCGCGCCUCCAACAUUGUCGCAGUCUUAGAUGCAGCGUCACUAAGUCACGAUACCGCCGACUUGCGAAUGCUUCCUUCAGUCCAAGCACUUCUUGUCUAUCAAUGCAUACGACUGUUCUCACCAGGCAGUAUCAGCCAACAAACACAAGCCGAACGCGACAACUUUGUUCUUCAAAUCUGGGCAUCGCGAUUGCAAUUAUCAUUAUCGUCUUGUGAUGAUGACCUUAUUGGGGCGAGCUGGGAGAUUUGGGUUGAGCAAGAAGCCAUUCGUCGCACGCUACUGUGCAUAGAGCUUGCACAGGGCACCUACACUUAUCUUCGAGGGAACUGGCCCAUCGGUCUCCGGUGCAAUCACGACCUAAGAUUUAACGCGCAGAAGGCUCUUUGGGAAGCCAAGUCAGCUGCGGAAUGGCGUUUGGUCUGCGACGAUUUUGCGCAUCCCUCGCUGCCAUGCAAUAUGAUUCGCUUACAUAAAGACAUUCGCGACGCAAUGCCUGGUGACUUGGAUGAUCUAGGGGUUCUAUUGCGCGCUGCGGGCCAAGGGCUUGCCGACAUGAAUACUUGGCUUCGUCACGAUAAAGAAGCCUUGCAGCGAUGGGGCCAAGUGGGUGUAUGA